This is a messenger RNA of Cryptococcus amylolentus CBS 6039, 2780 nucleotides long. RefSeq lists its product as hypothetical. Gene Ontology annotation, biological process: nuclear-transcribed mRNA catabolic process, deadenylation-dependent decay. Gene Ontology annotation, cellular component: cytoplasm. Gene Ontology annotation, molecular function: mRNA 3'-UTR binding. The record is from RefSeq and is a predicted model, not a curated record. The transcript has 9 exons. NCBI's taxonomy places the organism in Eukaryota, Fungi, Basidiomycota, Tremellomycetes, Tremellales, Cryptococcaceae. Bases 201 to 2141 code for a protein of 646 amino acids.
GUCUAAUACAGUGAGUUGCCACGCAUGUCGCACGAGAUUUCGCUCUGGCGCCGAUCGGUGUGGCGUGGUUGCGCCCUCGGUCGUGGCCCUCCUUUGCCCUCGUGUCUAGUGUGCAUGGGCCCUGGGUAGUUGUGGCGAUGGUGGACUGAUUUCCCCUUCUUCAUGCUCACUGUCCAGACUGUAGCUACUGUGCCUCCACCAUGGACGACUCCCCCGACGUCCUCGCCCGCAUGUCCGCUCUCAACAUCGCAGACACCCACUACCCGACCAUCCACCAGCCCCAACACUCCCAGAGCCCCGUCCCCAACAACUACCCCACCCAGGGCGGAUACCCGUACUACACUGCCAACGGCGCCGUCGACCCCAGCGCCUAUCCUGCCCAAAUGCCUCCGGGCAACUUUGCCUACGGCGCGCCCCCAGUCGAGCUCAUGUCGCCCGCCCUCCAGCCCCUGUCCUUCGACACGUUUUCCGGCCCCGGCGGCGAGGUCUAUGCCAACCAGCAGGACCGCAACCAAGGCCAAGGACAGCAAGGCGCUGGGAACGGCCAGAGGUACAGGCCUCAGCUCAACCAGCAGCAAAACAACCCUUACUUUGGCUACCCCGACCAGAGGCCCUUCUGGAUGCAUCCCCAAAGCAUGUAUGUCCAGGGCGGAGGAGGCGAGAGGAAAAAGGACUUUUAUCAGCCCAACCACCGCAAUGCCCAAGGCCCCCACCGUGGCCCCCAAAACAGCACCAACCCCUCCCUCGGCCAGUACCCGGGGCAGAACGCCCUCCAGAGUGCCCUCUUCUCCCACGCGACCGGCGCGGGGCAGUACGGUCUCCCUUCGCAGUAUGGCGGCUUGGCUGCCUACCCCCCCGCGCAGGGGUAUGCGAAUGGCUAUGUGGCGAGGUCUAGCAGGCGGUAUGACGAUUCUGGCGUCGUCAGGAGUGCGUUGCUCGAAGACUUUCGGUUGAACAAGCUCAAAAAGUGGGAGCUCAAUGACAUCUUUGGCCAUAUUGUCGAGUUUUCCGGGGACCAGCACGGCUCGCGCUUCAUCCAGCAAAAGCUCGAGACUGCCUCGCCCGACGACCGCCAAAAGCUGUUUGACGAAAUUUACCCCAACGCCUACCAGCUCAUGACCGACGUCUUUGGCAACUAUGUCACGCAAAAGAUGUUUGAGCAUGGGGAUCAGCUGCAAAAGGCCGCUUUGGCGAAAAAGAUGGAGGGCCAUGUAUUGCAAUUGUCGAUGCAGAUGUAUGGAUGCAGGGUUGUGCAAAAGGCGUUGGAGCAUGUCUUGAGCGAGCAGAGGGCAAAGCUCGUGGCCGAGCUCGAGCCGCACAUUCUCGAAUGCGUCAAGUCGAGCAACGCCAACCACGUUGUCCAGCGCCUGAUCAACCUCGGCCCGCCUCAAUCCGUUCCCGACUCGUUCAUCGGACACGUCGAAGAACUCGCCAAGCACCCGUACGGCUGCAGAGUCUUGCAAAAGACGUUUGAGAACCUGGACGAGGAUAUGAAGAGGACAUUGCUGGACGAGAUGCACCACAGUGUGUUGACUUUGACCGAAGACCAGUUUGGAAACUACGUGGUGCAGAGUGUGAUCACCAUGGGCAGGCCCGAGGACAGGGACAAGGUCAUCGAGCAGCUCAAGGGCAGGAUCAUCCAACUCGCCUGCCACAAGUUUGCGUCCAACGUCGUCGAAAAGGCCAUCACCCACGCCGAUCCCGCCGACAAGCGUGCCCUUAUCGAUGAACUCGUUGGCUUGCAGCCUGACGGCACCAACCAGGUGCACAGGCUCUUGAGGGACUCGUACGCCAACUUUCCCCUCCAGACCGGUCUCUUCGCCGCGGACCCCAUCCAGCGCUCCGAGCUUCUCGAGAUCAUCCUCCCCCUCCUCCCUCCCCUCCGCCACACCCCCGUCGGCAAGCGGCUCGAGAACCGUAUCGCCCAGAUGCAAGCCGACACGGCCGGCGGCAUCAGCACCAACGCCAGCGUCCCGGGCUCUGCCGAAGCUUCCGUCGCGAUGCGCAAGUCGCUCUCUGCGAGCACUGCUACAGACUCUUUGGGCGGGGUGGCCAUGAGCAGGAGCGCAACGGGAUCGACUGUGCCGACUUCGCCCGAGCAUAGUGUGGUGACCAUCAGGAGCCCUGGCAAGGACUUGUAAGAUCUGGGGUGCCAUCUUCUGCGGCGAUCUCUUGAUGAGGAUAUCUUCCAUCCAUCAACCAACCAAAAAAAAACACGCGUUAAAAAUCAACACGUCUUCCUAUUGUUUCUCACGCUCUUUUUUCUCACAUUUCUUCUCACUUACUAAAUUUUGGGUUAGCUUGGGGGCGUCACGACCAUGGCGAGGCUAGGGGACAAUCUUGGACGGUGCACAUAUUGUACUCUAGUGUACUCUUGUGCUCGUGUAGGAACCGACAAAAAGGGGGGCAUGAUCUGAAGUUUUGGCGAAUGGGGUCCCGUAGCAUGGGUUGUGCAGAGCUACUACUGUUUUCCUCAUCUUCCAUUCUAUCCUUCUUCUCUCGACCGGCUUGUUUUCAUCUCUCAAUAGCUCCUCCUUUUUCACCCCUCAAUCCCGCUUUGUUAAUUUCGCCUCUUCUUUUCUCCCUUUCCCCACAUUCAUCACUCUUUUCUUUCACUUUUUCAAACUCUUUCUUCUCCAAAUGAUGUCUAUAACGAAAUUGAAAAAAAAGGUUCUUUUGCUGCUGCCAAAAGUCACAUUUCAAAAGGCCUCUAUACUUUUUGCUGCUAGGAACACACAUCCAUGCCAUGAGUUGAUGCAACAAGACGUGCACGUUCCUGA